Haliotis rubra (blacklip abalone) is the source of this 5050-nucleotide messenger RNA. RefSeq names its product alpha-protein kinase vwkA-like. The record is from RefSeq and is a predicted model, not a curated record. Gene Ontology annotation, molecular function: protein serine/threonine kinase activity; ATP binding. Gene Ontology annotation, biological process: protein phosphorylation. The transcript has 2 exons. NCBI's taxonomy places the organism in Eukaryota, Metazoa, Mollusca, Gastropoda, Lepetellida, Haliotidae. The coding region runs from base 145 to 1116 and encodes 323 amino acids.
UCAUAACAAAGCCCGUCACUGAAGGGAAUCCCUGUACUAUUUUUGUCCCCAUGUGAUCGCGACUCGUCUCAGCUCUCUCCGAGAAGAAUUGAGGAAAGUACUUCAUUUCAGUCAAAUUCAACGCCGAGAGAGUUGAGGACUUUAAUGAGUUGCACUUCUCGCCUGACUGACGUGAGCUGUCCACAAGGAUACGCCAUGUUUGCCAAUACCACGCUGUCAUCUAGCCCGGAUGAGAACGGCUGCUGUUAUUGGUCCAGCUUCGACCUGACGUCAUUCGCCAAAGGUCAACGUCUGAAGGCAUACGUUGGCCUUCUGAACGGCAAAGGACCUCGGAGUGGGGACCACACCGUCAUAAAAAUCUUUCGGGACGAAGCCGGGACGGAAACAAUGUGCAAUACAGAAAUCAAGAAAUCCAAAACAGCGCAAUCGUUUGCCGUGCCAUUUACAGGCGUGAUCUCACCUGAAUCCCCAAUUCACUUUACUAGUCUCCUGAAAGCCUGCAUGGAUGAUGUAUGUCUUAUGAAGAACGCCUUGUCCAGCGGCAGGAAGCUCUGUAAGCAGGAAUGGGUUUUAAUCGAGGAGAAAAUUGGCAAGAACUUUCAAAACUUCGUUAGCCAUUCCGGAAAAGCCAACCCGACAACUGCUACCAAAAUUCUCGAAGCAUUUGUUCACUUCACGUACCACCAUUCUGGCGGGAAACUUGUCGUCUGCGGAUUGGAAGGGAGCUCCGAAGGGGGGAAGACGUAUCUGAAGACUCCGACCAUCCAUUCGGUUACCAAAGAAUAUGGUGGAUGGGAUCUGGGAGAAAAGGGAAUCAAGAUGGUGUUUGGAAAUCAUGUCUGCAACGACAUGUGCAGGGCAUUCAUCACGCCACGACACUUCUCAGAUCGUGCCGAGCCUUCCGCCCCAUUCGACCCUGAUCUUGUCAAUGGCGGCGAGUUUGAAGCGUCCCAGACGCCAAGAUAUGACCAAUUUUCUCCAUACACAUUCGGGCAGUAUUUCAACUUCCCUUCCCCGCCGCCCUACCAAAUGUAUCCUGAUCUUCGCCUCGCAUGUGCUUUCAACCAAAACGCCACACCCUAUCAACCAAAGUACCACCAUCCAAUUUCAGCCUGAAGAUUCAUCUGAUACAUGUCAUCGCCUCACGAACAUUUCCGGAGAAGACACAAGCUGCAACGACAAUACCCGAAAACAAAAUAUGACUCUAUAUCGCACCACGAACAUUUUUACAUCACCUUCGAAAAAUAUUGGACAGUUCCGGAAAGACGUGAGGUAUAUGGACGAUGCCAGAACACGAACUAUGACCAGCGCUUGCGUUCAACCACUACUUGCGAUCAUAUCAAUGUAUGACAUAUCAUGUAUAUCUCAAGAUUCCUAUAAGUAUAUGCAUAAACAAAGCGCAGCUAUUACCGAAGCAUAGUUUAUAUAUUUUAUAUAGAAUGCAGCUAUGCAAGAUGCCAAAAUCAUCGCUCUUCGUCUGUGCGUGCUCAGUAUAAAUUUCUCAUAAACAUUUCAAACCCUGUUCAAUGCUUCUCUUUAGAAGUAGUCAUUGCAAUUGUUUAUUCAAAGGUUGUUUGUUGCUUAUACGAAUCGGUGGGCCCUUUCUAUCAAGCAGGACUAUGAAUGUUUUUGAGGUCAUUUUUUGUCUCGUUUACAAAGUAGGUUUGUAUUUUCGCAAUAAGCACCUCUUUUGAGGGAAACGUUCUUGUCUCAUUCGCAGCAACGUAUAUUGGUUUGUAAACAAUUAUUAAUAAUUCAUGCGUUUCAUGAUGUAUGUAUUUGUCUCAGAUUAAUAGAAAUAUGCAAGUCGCUUCCAUGAGGUGUGUUAAUAUUCAACAAUCAUGGAUUCAAAUCUAAAAUUGGCUCAGAUUGUCAUAAUCAUUAUCAUAAUGAAAUAUUUCAGAAAUUUCUUGGGCCACUGGUGAUCCGAUUGUAGAUGGUGUUUCAAUUUGCUCUGACUGAGGGUUCGAAUCCGGUUUUUAGGUUUGACUGUACCAUAUACCCACAGACUACGCCACAGUGGUAAACGUCUGAACUAUGUAUUCCUUCGGGGUUUUUCUCCCAAAUUGAGCAGAUAUGUCGUGAGUAAACUGAAGUACUGUUUAAGGAAUAUUUUGAAGGCGACAGAAAAAUUUGGAAAUGGUAAUGACUCAGUAAACAAACGGGACAAUGAAUCCCAAAAUUCGCAUAAACUUUCGACAUCAAAGGACAUAAUUAUGCUUUUACAUACUUGAAUUAAGUUUGAUUAGAAAUGUAUUUUGUUCCAUGUGUUUUAAUAGGUCCACAUCUCUGUGUCAUUAUUCUAUUUAUGGACUACUAAAUUUUCAAGUGAACCACCAUUAUGUAAAUGUCCCCAAACGUCUCGGCGAAGUAAAACCAACUGUUUCUCGAGAUAAGGCACAAAAGGCUAUUAUUCGCGAACUACACUGUGACGAUCUCAGAGGUAUUUUGUUAAGGACACAUCCGAAACUGUUCACCAAAACAACACUGAAACUAUUGUAGUCAAGAAAAAAACUAGUAUGUGACGUGUAAUUUAAAGCUGACCAAUUUAUCCGAAACAGACGUAAUACUCCAGGGUGGAAAUAUUUAUCCAAUGUGCCGUUUCCUGUGAAUCGCAAAUUUGUAUAUUUGGCAGCGUAAGAUCUUACUGGAGAUUAAGACCAAAAUGACUUUGUUUAUUUUAUUGUAUUAUGUUUUGCUUUAUUUACCAACAUACAUGUAUUUGGUGAAUUAUGUCCAUGACUUAUCGAUAUGUCAUUUAUGAAGUUUAAACCGUGUCUCAUCCUUAAACAUAUUAGUUAUUCUAACCGAGGAAUGGAUCUCAGGCCUUGAGUAUAGGCAGUUGGAAGAAAUCUCUAUCUUGUAAUACGAGAUGUAUGAUGUUAUAUACAUGUGUAUGUACCCGUAUUUUCAUAUAAUCUGUUAAUAUUUCGUUUGAAUGCGAUUAAUAAGUUUAACAUACGUUACCAUCGCGGUAUCCAAAGACUUGCUAACAGCAAACCCUCGUUAAUCUGAAACCCGUUUAACCGAGCAAACAUGAAUUUUAAUAAACACGUUCUCCGUAAUCUCUUUGACAAGAGUAUCAUAACCUAGACACUAGUACUUGACCGAAUAAUCCUGUUCAAUCAGACCUAUUUUACAGUAAAUCACAGUCAUAACUGUUUGUUAUCGUUAGAUCAGUAUUGUCAUGAGUCCAAGAUUAUUGAUACGACCGUUAUAAUUGUUUCUGUUACGUAAAUUGCUGAGAAUGAAUUCUGUGUGUAAACAUUGUCGAUAAUGAACUUGAUUUGUCUUGUCAUUGACCUUAUUAAAUCUUCCUGCUAUAAAACCACAUUAUUCUGGAAACCCCUCAUUACGGGCAAUUCAGGUUAAGGCCAUUUUCAUACACUCAAAGGGAGCUUGCUUUAAUCCAGUCACUGCAAAAUCAAGAAAUUUUAAAAUCCGAACACUUAUUGUCUUGAUUAAUAGGGUUUCUAUGUAACAUCGAUUUGAUGUCAGCUAUUUGAUGAGGAGCAUGGCAGACAGUGUGGUAUACCUUCUCCCAUUAAUAGAACAAUAGUUCGCUUAUGUGAUUUUUAUGAUGUAUAAUAAUUGCUCUGGAACAUAAUAUUGAAAUGUGAUUCAAAUUACGGUUAUUCAGAAAAGAUGGCAUUAACAUAUAUAGAGUUUUAUGUAUUUUAAUUUUGUGAUAAGGUGACAGGCAAUUAUUGAAUUAAAAGUAAUUGAUUUUUAGCUUCAAAAUGGCAGAAGGUAUAAUUUUUUAAAAUCAAAAUAGUGCUAUUUUAUCUGUGAUUUUAUGUCAUUUGUAUUGUCUUACUUCGCUAGUUUAGCAGUUCAUAUAUAUUUACUUGAAAGUAAAUGAUGCAAAAUUCAAAACCAAAUAAUGCUGGCAAAUCGUUAACCCGGCAUCAAAGGGAGAUAAAUCCUUGAACGACUUCGUUAGCUAAAAUAUACAUAUUUAUCUCCCAUUCGAUUGUCCAUUUUCAUUGUGCAAUCCUUUUAAAACUUCUAUUUCUGUAACGUUUAGCAAACUAUCAUGUACGUGGAUUGAUACGACAGUAGAGUGUAUUGUAUUUGUGUAGUUCGUGCGAUUUUAAUGAUUCUACAUAUUGUGCCAAAUAAUCCUUGAUUUUGUCAUUCAUAUCAUAUAUAUAGUUUUGUGACAGCAAUUGCACUUCCUGUUUCUGUAGAGAUUGCUACUAGAAAUCCAUUUAUAUUUUUUACUUUGUUUACAUUUGAACCUUUCACAGAGCCGCAAGUAAGAAAUGAGAAACUGAUUUGAUCAUUCCGGCAUGUUUAACUGGGAGAUCAAAACGAGAGCCUGCUAUAUCAUUCUGCGAUGGUGGAAAUAAGAGAUCAAAAUGAGAGACUGAUUUUAUCGCUGUGAACUGUUAAAAUAGGAUAUGAAAAUGAGACACUGUUUUGAUCAUUCUGGUAUGUUUAAAAUAGAUAAAAAUUCUAUGUCACUAUUUCCUAUCAAUUAAGUGAUAUCUGUUGGUAUCCAUGGGUGUCUUUUAGGUAAUUGUUGAUGGAGCUUUAGCAAAUGAUACAGGAAUUAAAACUGGCCAUGGCUUUGGCCUAACCAUUCCUUCAUCGGACACAUGACAGAAUGGUAGUUCUGUAGCAAGGCGAAUGAAGUAUUUGCGUGUCAUGUCAUGAAGCAGAACUGGUUCCUUGAAGUCUUAAAUUCAUUCAUGAAGAAUCUUCAGAAAUCUGUUUCAACAUAAUAUCAUUGUUUUAAUGCAUCCGAAGGUUACGGGCAUACUGGCACAAUUGUCAUUUUACUAUAAUUUCAUUUAACAUUAUUUUUAGUAAAUAUUAUAUUUAGAUUUUUUCAACCUGAACUGUGUUUUUGUCAAUGAUGUUUUUAACUUGCUCAUGUGAAUUCAAAGUGUUGUGUACUUCAUAUCAUUCCAUGUUGUCACGUGACCUGUCACGUGUCGUGUGUUGUGUUGGACUUGCUUUCACUGCCUUGACAACCAAUGCAAUGUCAGCUUCUGAUUACUGGUGCUCAAACUGUAUAUAACAGUAAAAUAAACACUGGCUUCUA